Aspergillus oryzae RIB40 is the source of this 402-nucleotide messenger RNA. Its product is annotated as histone H2A. NCBI's taxonomy places the organism in Eukaryota, Fungi, Ascomycota, Eurotiomycetes, Eurotiales, Aspergillaceae. Gene Ontology annotation, molecular function: protein heterodimerization activity; structural constituent of chromatin; DNA binding. The record is from RefSeq and is a predicted model, not a curated record. Bases 1 to 402 code for a protein of 133 amino acids. The transcript has 4 exons. Gene Ontology annotation, cellular component: nucleosome.
AUGACUGGAGGCAAGUCUGGAGGCAAAGCCAGUGGCAGCAAGAACGCGCAAUCCCGUUCGUCCAAGGCCGGUCUCGCGUUCCCCGUUGGACGUGUUCACCGUUUGCUUCGUAAGGGCAACUACGCUCAGCGUGUUGGUGCUGGCGCACCUGUUUACCUCGCCGCUGUCCUUGAGUAUCUCGCCGCCGAAAUUCUUGAGUUGGCCGGCAAUGCUGCUCGUGAUAACAAGAAGACCCGUAUCAUUCCCCGUCAUCUCCAGCUCGCCAUUCGUAACGAUGAGGAGUUGAACAAGCUGCUGGGUCACGUCACCAUCGCCCAGGGUGGUGUUCUGCCUAACAUCCACCAAAACCUUCUUCCCAAGAAGACCCCCAAGAGCGGAAAGGGUCCUAGCCAGGAGCUGUGA